Molecule: messenger RNA, 1508 nt
Organism: Hippocampus comes (tiger tail seahorse)
Lineage: Eukaryota; Metazoa; Chordata; Actinopteri; Syngnathiformes; Syngnathidae
Gene: cunh22orf23
Product: chromosome unknown C22orf23 homolog
Exons: 8
Coding region: 699-1349 (216 amino acids)
Source: RefSeq, a predicted model, not a curated record
UGAAAACAUCACUGCGAAAUGUGAACCUGACCCGUUAGUUACAAUUUACAAUACUGAGAAAAUAUACUCUGAAUAGUCGAUAGAAACAGUGAAGUACGUUCUUUCACGGGCUCUCAUUAUUCUUACAGGGAUCCUAGCGUAAAACAUGCACUCACAACGUUUUCAGCAAAAACCGAACAAAAGUUGUCAGCGCCAGUGGCAACGUAAAAUGGCUACCAUCUGGCUUCAUCCGCGUUAUUAGACCGUAACGCUUGCCAUACAAUUUUUUUGACGUGUUAAUUUUUUAAACUAAUAGUACGUGUUGUGUGUGGUCCAUUGUGUACUAAACGUACAUGUCACAGGUGAAAUUGUGUUAAAAAAAUAUCAGGGUUUAGUCUAAACAUAGGCCUCACGGGAUGUUGCGUAUUGUUUCUUGGUUGCUAUGGAUCCCGAAAACCAGCACAUCACGCCACGGACGCCUGAAAAUAGAUCUUUCUCUGCACCAACGCACCUGAUUCAAGCGAUCAGUGCAUUAGCAAGCUCUGGAGAACCCUGAAAUGAUCACGAUCAAUUGAAUCAAUUGUUUUGGAUUAGGGAGAGCUCAAAACAUGCAGGAUAUGGCUCUUAAGGAACCGGAGUUCCCUACCCCAGUUCUACAAUGACAGUAAAAUGUGAUUUGUAGGGGGAAAAGACAGUGAGUCGAGAAGUGUAACGCACAGAUGGAGAUGUCGUCACACAGCAGAGUCAGGGGAGGGCUGCGGAAGCACCCUAGAGCCAUACAGUACAGCAAGGAGACCCGGGACCUGCUGACAUCAAUGAUGCAGGAGUUCACUCUCAGCAACCUCCAAAGAAAACAGAUCAGUGACUGUCUGAAGGAUGGCUCAGCCUUGCCACCGAUCACUGAGUCUUUAUCAUCACUGUCCUCACUUCAGCUGAAAGCCAGUCAAAACUGCCAGAAACUUCUACCCGUUCGGCCUCUGAGACGGAGUGCCGUUUCUUGUCGCUCUGCAAACAACUAUGUCCGAGAAAAGUUCUGUCCUGCUCCCACCAGAGACUUAGAAAAAGAGAAGAAAAGGCUUCAAAACAUCUUGGCAACAGGACAAGAAGAGGAAUAUACAGCCUCCCAAAAUGUUGCUGGCAAUCGGAAGCCUGAAGUGACAGAGGAGACAGACCGCUAUCAGGAAGUUCUGGAUGAGAUUCAGGAAAGAAGACAAUUCCUGGCUGAUAUGGCCUCAUUAGGACAGGAGAGGCAGUAUAUCCACAUCAUGAACACAGAGAUAUCACAGAAAAUCAGGGAACUGGAGCUGCUGAAUGGCAAACAUCCAAAUCAGGAAGCGGUGUCUGAGCUGAACGUGGAGCAGAGAUUGUGACAUUUGCAAAGACAAGUUCACAGUGGCCAAUCCGCUUUGUCUGAAGUGUGAGAUGACAUUUGCAAGAAAUAAACAGUAGUGAUGUACUUGUAUCAACUUGCUUUAUUUGUCCGCCUUCCAGUCUCACCAUUAUUUGUAUUUUCUUGCUGCUGAAAUUGC